Molecule: messenger RNA, 982 nt
Organism: Gossypium arboreum
Lineage: Eukaryota; Viridiplantae; Streptophyta; Magnoliopsida; Malvales; Malvaceae
Product: probable E3 ubiquitin-protein ligase RHY1A
Exons: 3
Coding region: 208-783 (191 amino acids)
Biological process (GO): ubiquitin-dependent protein catabolic process
Molecular function (GO): ubiquitin protein ligase activity
Source: RefSeq, a predicted model, not a curated record
UGUUAUUUCUCCUUGUUUUCAUAGAUCCAAUCACUUCCCAAUCAUAACCCUAUGGUUGGUUUUAUCUCCUCUUUUAUAUUCACCUCCUUGUUCCAGGACAGUUUCUAACAGCCAGACAAGUUCUUAGCCUGAAUCUUACAUAUGAAACACACUGGAUCUUAAUUAAUUUGUUUCUUUUGGAGUUACAUACAUUUAUAUGUUUUACCAAUGGCUGGCAUGCUUCCUGGUGUUGAAUGUGCAAGAAGAAGACGGUUCCAUCAAAGCGGAGGGUCAUCUGAUUCGUCAAGUGUGGCAGUGAUUGGUUUAACAAGGAGGUCCUCUUUUUGUUUGUAUACAAGCAACAACGAAACUCAUCACAGCUCUGUUUCUUCACAGCAAAGGAGCAUAUUAACUCAGACUUAUCAAGACGAUAAGCUUGGAGGAGUAGCAAGAGAAGCUAAGGAAAGAUUAGAUGAAAGGCUGAGAUCACAAAGAAAGUCAGAACCAAAAAGGCACAGUAACAAAGAAGGUAUGAAGUGUGUGGAUGGGAAAUCUUUGGUUCAAGGAGAGUUGCGUACUGAGGUAUUUGGAUCAAAGAAGAGUGCUUCGAAGAGGUUCAGUUGGGCAAAGCUGAAUUGGAAGGCGUCGGACCAGGAUGAGUGCGCAAUCUGCUUGGAGAGGUUCAAAGUUGAUGAGAGCCUGGUUCAUCCCCCGUGCGCACAUCGGUUUCAUUCGAGGUGCCUAGUCCCAUGGCUAGAGAAUCAUGCUCACUGCCCAUGUUGUAGAAUGGGAAUACUAUCUUGAAGAACCAUCGCAUCGUAUCAAUUUUCUUGGUUUUAGUAAAAUUCCAUAGAACUAGAGUUUUUGUUGGAAGGUUGGUAUGCCUAAGUUGCAAUGGCAAUGACAUGGCAUGUGAUGAAUACCCAUUUAUCAAGAAAUUGUAUUAUCAUACGCGUGAAAAAAGAAAUUAGGACAAAAAUAUAUAUAUCAGAAUAUUCAUACA